This is a messenger RNA of Manis pentadactyla (Chinese pangolin), 437 nucleotides long. It is a transcript of the gene RPL37A, whose product is annotated as ribosomal protein L37a. The record is from RefSeq and is a predicted model, not a curated record. The transcript has 4 exons. Gene Ontology annotation, cellular component: ribosome. Bases 97 to 375 code for a protein of 92 amino acids. Gene Ontology annotation, molecular function: structural constituent of ribosome. Gene Ontology annotation, biological process: translation. Lineage: Eukaryota; Metazoa; Chordata; Mammalia; Pholidota; Manidae.
CUGGGCCUCCCUUGCACCACUUCCGUUCGUCCGCCUCAAGCCGCGCCUGCGCGGUGCGUCUCUUCCUCUUUCAGCUUGCACCUAGUUAGAGGCGAAAUGGCGAAACGCACCAAGAAGGUCGGAAUCGUCGGUAAAUACGGGACCCGUUAUGGUGCCUCCCUCAGGAAAAUGGUGAAGAAAAUCGAAAUAAGCCAACACGCCAAGUACACUUGCUCCUUUUGUGGCAAAACCAAAAUGAAGAGACGAGCUGUGGGGAUCUGGCACUGUGGCUCCUGCAUGAAAACAGUAGCUGGUGGUGCCUGGACCUACAACACCACUUCUGCUGUCACAGUAAAGUCGGCUAUCAGAAGACUGAAGGAAUUGAAAGACCAGUAGAAGCACCACCUUUUGAAGCAUUGUUAGACAACAAAUAAAUGGGUUAAUUUAUGUAACUGUUA